GGGGCGGGGCCUCGUGCUAACGGUCGCGCGCCCGUCGCACCUGCAGGAGGCUGUGGCGAGAGCAUCCUGUGGAGAAGCCGCGAAGCGCCGGCGACCCGGGGGUCGGGCGGGCCUGGUCCGUGAAGCUGCGGCUGCCUCUGUGCAGGCCCGGGGAGCAGCUGGCCGGGCGAGCGUCGGAUUAAAAAAAUGGCAAACUCCUUUGCAACGAGGACCUUCACUACCCUUUCAGAUCUGCAGCCAAAUAUGGCUAAUCUGAAAGUAAUCGGUGUAGUUAUUGGGAAAACAGAUGUCAAAGGCUUUCCAGACAGAAAAAAUAUUGGAUCAGAAAGGUACACUUUCAGCUUCACCAUUCGGGAUUCACCAGCACAUUUCAUAAAUGCAGCUUCCUGGGGCAAUGAAGAUUACAUCAAGUCUCUUUCUGACAGCUUUAGGGUUGGUGACUGUGUGAUAAUUGAAAAUCCCCUGAUCCAAAGAAAGGAAAUAGAAAGAGAAGAAAAAUUCAGCCCUGCAACUCCUAGCCACUGUAAACUAUUGCUCAGUGAGAAUCACUCAACAGUAAAAGUUUGUUCCAGUUACGAAGUGGACACAAAGUUACUUUCUUUGAUACAUUUACCUGUUAAACAGUCUCAUGAUUAUUAUUCAUUGGGUGACAUUGUUGCAAAUGGACACAGUCUUAAUGGGAAGAUUAUUAACGUGCUGGCAGCUGUGAAGUCGGUUGGAGAGCCAAAAUACUUUACAACUUCAGACCGGAGAAAAGGCCAGAGGUGUGAAGUUAGACUCUAUGAUGAAACAGAGUCUUCUUUUGCAAUGACAUGUUGGGAUAAUGAAUCCAUUCUACUUGCACAGAGCUGGAUACCACGAGAAACAGUAAUAUUUGUCUCAGAUGUAAGAAUAAGUUUUGACAAAUUUCGGAACUGCAUGACAGCAACUGUAAUCUCAAAAACCAUUAUUACAACUAAUCCAGAGACACCAGAAGCUAACAUUCUACUGAAUUUUAUACGAGAAAAUAAAGAAACAAAUGUUUUGGAUGACGAAAUUGAAAGUUAUUUCAAAGAAUCCAUAAAUUUAAGUACAAUAGUUGAUGUCUAUACAGUUGAACAAUUAAAGGGAAAAGCUUUGAAGAAUGAAGGAAAAGCUGAUCCUUCCUAUGGCAUCCUUUAUGCCUACAUUUCCACACUCAACAUUGAUGAUGAAACUACAAAAGUAGUUCGAAACAGAUGGUAAGGAUCCAUGUCACUUU
Piliocolobus tephrosceles (Ugandan red Colobus) is the source of this 1240-nucleotide messenger RNA. It is a transcript of the gene MEIOB, whose product is annotated as meiosis specific with OB-fold. Lineage: Eukaryota; Metazoa; Chordata; Mammalia; Primates; Cercopithecidae. The record is from RefSeq and is a predicted model, not a curated record. The transcript has 11 exons. Gene Ontology annotation, biological process: resolution of meiotic recombination intermediates. Gene Ontology annotation, molecular function: single-stranded DNA 3'-5' DNA exonuclease activity; single-stranded DNA binding. Bases 187 to 1224 code for a protein of 345 amino acids.